Loa loa (African eye worm) is the source of this 1362-nucleotide messenger RNA. RefSeq lists its product as hypothetical. The transcript has 10 exons. The record is from RefSeq and is a predicted model, not a curated record. The coding region runs from base 1 to 1362 and encodes 453 amino acids. Lineage: Eukaryota; Metazoa; Nematoda; Chromadorea; Rhabditida; Onchocercidae. Gene Ontology annotation, cellular component: membrane. Gene Ontology annotation, biological process: adenylate cyclase-activating adrenergic receptor signaling pathway. Gene Ontology annotation, molecular function: dopamine neurotransmitter receptor activity, coupled via Gi/Go; G protein-coupled receptor activity.
AUGAUAUCGGAAGUUUUUUCAGUAGAAACAGCAGAAAUAACGAGACCACAGCUAACAAUCGAUUCUGAUAUGAAUAAAUUAAAUAUGGGCAAAGGAAGGAAGAUGAAACUGAAUGACACUCUUGCCACGGUUUCAAAGAUAACUACACUUUAUUCUCGUAAAAUUGAUAAAGGAAAUUCCAAAAAUGGAGUGCAAAGGUCACGCAAGCAAUACGACGGCUGCGGAGUGUAUAUGAAUAGAAUUGUGAAUGAUAGCGCUGAAAUGAUCAAAAUCAAUGAUACUGAUAUUUCUGACGAAGAGGUUUCUAGUAAAGCAAGAAAAUCGUUCAGUGAAGAAUUCCUGGUGCGAAUGUUGGAAAAAUUAAAUUGUAACAGUUUGCCUUGUCCCUGCAGACAAGUUACUUUAAGUCGGUUCCUACAGAAUGAUUCCAGAAGCAAAGAAAAUUCAGUGAUAUUUGUGCCGCAACUAGAAGUUUAUAAGUUUUAUGAAUUACAGGACAUGAGUACUUCCGGGAAAAAACGAGAAAAAGAUGUUCUCUGUGAUGAGAAAUCGGAGACUGAUCUGGCUGCUUUCAGCGAUAAACUUGUAUUGCAAGAUGAAAUGGACAAAAGGAGUGAUAGAGAACAACAUCUAUUCAUCAAUGCUAAUGCAGAGGAAUAUACAGAAGCUGCUGAACAGCAAGGAAAAGGAAAGACGCAGUUGGAACUUGACACUGACCUUGUUGCUAAGAAACUUUUAGACAAUAGAUCAAUAUCCGAAGGAAACGAUACUGAAAUAAAGCAAUAUGGUAGACAGCAAAAGGAUCUUGAAAGAAGUGAAAAGACUGAAUGGCGAGAAACGGAAGGUAUUAGAGAGGAGUCUGAUAGUCUUGAUGAAAGAGUCAGAAAAACUUUGAGAAAAUGCUGUAUUUUGUCGAGUUUUCGGAAGAAAUAUAAGAAAACAAACCUUCCACACUUGAGUUCAAUUGAUUCCAAAAACAGCUUUCUAACAGAACGGACCUCAACGAUAUUCAGAAGACCAUUAAAUCGUAGUAGUAGCUUGACUGGAAGGCAUUGCAACAGAACUCAACGGAUGGAGAAACGAGCGACGAAGACGCUUGGUAUUGUUGUCGGGAUAUUUCUGGCUUGCUGGGUGCCAUUUUUUUCGGUAUAUAUCCUCAAUGCGGUAUGUAUUCAGUUGGAUAUUAAGAGCUGCCAAGUUGAUUUUUAUGCCUUUUUCUAUACAACAUGGCUUGGCUAUAUCAACUCAUGUAUCAACCCAAUUAUUUACACUAUUUUCAACGUGGAAUUUCGACGUGCCUUCAAAUGUAUAUUAUUUGGGAAAGUUCGUUCAUUCAUUCAUUCAUUAUUUCCUCUUACUUAG